GUCUUUUGAAAUAAAACUUGCAAGCAAUUCAUAUUAAAUUGCCAAGCCGAGUAGACGUCCCGGUUCUUUUUCACAAUAAACAAUAAGAAAAAAGUUUGCGUCGACGCGCUUAUUUAACCGUAAUUGCAGCUGGUAAAUCGUAUUAACAAGUUAAAAUGCCACAACUUCAGAAGCCCGCACCCGAAUUCUCUGGCACCGCCGUCGUCAAUGGCCAAUUCAAGGACAUCAAAUUGAGCGAUUAUAAGGGCAAAUAUUUGGUGUUGUUCUUCUAUCCGUUGGACUUUACCUUUGUGUGCCCCACGGAGAUAAUUGCAUUCUCUGAGCAUGCGGCCGAGUUCCGUAAAAUCAAUUGCGAACUCGUUGGCUGCUCCACCGACAGCCAGUUCACACAUCUGGCCUGGAUUAAUACGCCACGCAAACAGGGUGGUCUGGGCAGCAUGGACAUUCCCUUGUUGGCCGACAAGUCGAUGAAGGUGUCACGCGAUUACGGCGUGUUGGAUGAGGCCACUGGCAUUCCAUUCCGCGGUCUCUUCAUCAUUGACGAGCAACAGAAUUUGCGUCAGAUCACCAUUAAUGAUUUGCCCGUGGGACGCAGUGUUGAGGAGACACUCCGAUUGGUGCAGGCUUUCCAGUAUACCGACAAGUACGGCGAGGUGUGCCCAGCCAACUGGAAGCCCGGCCAGAAGACCAUGAAGGCUGAUCCCACCAAAUCCAAGGAAUACUUUGAAACUACAUCCUAAACAUCUGGCAUCAUUGGCUACUUAAUUCUUUUUGGUUCGCCUUUGGUGCUGUUGUGUGUGCGACAAUUGGCAACGCCGGCUGUUGUGACACAGAUGUAAACAAAAAAAAAAAAAAGGAUGGAAUUCUUGGAAUGGAAUAACGUCGUACACACACACACACACACACCCACAAACAGAGGCUGCUCACAACAUACACACAUACAAUUAAAUAUUAACACUCACAUAUAUUAGAACACAAAACACUAUUAUAAAUGUACCAAGUACCCAAAAGCCACAUACACAUAUGUAAUUUAAGCAAACAGUUUAACAAGUUCUGUUGCUUGCAAAAAAAAAGAGUAAUAAUGCAAAAUAAAGCCGUAUUGAAUAGUUAACCAAA
This is a messenger RNA of Drosophila innubila, 1116 nucleotides long. RefSeq names its product peroxiredoxin 1. Bases 156 to 740 code for a protein of 194 amino acids. The transcript has 2 exons. The record is from RefSeq and is a predicted model, not a curated record. Gene Ontology annotation, cellular component: cytosol. Gene Ontology annotation, molecular function: thioredoxin peroxidase activity. Gene Ontology annotation, biological process: hydrogen peroxide catabolic process; cell redox homeostasis; response to oxidative stress. Lineage: Eukaryota; Metazoa; Arthropoda; Insecta; Diptera; Drosophilidae.